Physella acuta is the source of this 765-nucleotide messenger RNA. RefSeq names its product DNA-directed RNA polymerase II subunit RPB1-like. NCBI's taxonomy places the organism in Eukaryota, Metazoa, Mollusca, Gastropoda, Physidae. The record is from RefSeq and is a predicted model, not a curated record.
AUGAAUAGAUCAACCACAUCCACACCAUACUACAGGCCAACCACAUCCACACCAUACUACAGGCCAACCACAUCCAUACCAUACUACAGGCCAACCACAUCCACACCAUACUACAGGCCAACCACAUCCACACCAUACUACAGGCCAACCACAUCCACACCAUACUACAGGCCAACCACAUCCACACCAUACUACAGGCCAACCACAUCCACACCAUACUACAGGCCAACCAUAUCCACACCAUACUACAGGCCAACCAUAUCCACACCAUACUACAGGCCAACCACAUCCACACCAUACUACAGGCCAACCAUAUCCACACCAUACUACAGGCCAACCACAUCCACACCAUACUACAGGCCAACCACAUCCACACCAUACUACAGGCCAACCACAUCCACACCAUACUACAGGCCAACCACAUCCACAACAUACUACAGGCCAACCACAUCCACACCAUACUAUAGGCCAACCACAUCCACACCAUACUACAGGCCAACCACAUCCACACCAUACUACAGGCCAACCACAUCAACACCAUACUACAGGCCAACCACAUCCACACCAUACUACAGGCCAACCACAUCCACACCAUACUACAGGCCAACCACAUCCACAACAUACUACAGGCCAACCACAUCCACACCAUACUAUAGGCCAACCACAUCCACACCAUACUACAGGCCAACCACAUCCACACCAUACUACAGGCCAACCACAUCCACACCACACUGCCCAUUAUUCACAGACACCUGUUACACGUGA